UUGUGCGCGACGGGCCUCGGUGUACAGUUGUUACAUGGUGGUGCAGCUCUGCAGACACAAGCUGGGACUGUGUGAGUGUGUGAGCAGCAGUGUACGGGCCUGAACGCCGCGGGUCGGGGUCUCUGUGCUGCAGAGCGCCGCUGUUCGCAGGAGCUGUUCCUCUGCGACCGACGACCGCUGCUCGUCUACAGCUAACAGGCUAAUGUUAGCCACCAGGCCCCUGCCGACAUUGUUUCUGUUCAACAGCGAAGGAGACAAAUGUGAUUGGUGACACUUCCGUCGUUGCUCCGACAUAUCCCGGGGACAAAACUCGUACAAAAAAACCCAAAGCAUUAACCCGGGUUCUUUAGAAAUAUUGGUUUGUUUUUGGCAGCGCACUAAACGUUAGCAUCGCCUGUGGUCGUGAGCUGACUGCAUUAAGAUAAUGACUUCCAGGAGGACAGGCUAUGCUGGUAGCAUGGAUUCCUCUCAGUCCAACAGCGGCCCGGUCCACAGCGGAAACCGUAAACAAAGUAUCAUCAACAUCCCCGACAGGACCGGGAUAGAGUCCUGCUUUGAUCGCAAAGCGGACAAGGCUGGAUACGGAGCCUCGCAGGGCGGCAUGACCGUAACGUCGCUCAAAUCCCGCCUCGCCCCGACCAUUCAGACUGCCAUGUCCGCCGCAGUCGACACUCUGCUGGGCGAAGUGGUGCUUGUGCUCAACGAGACUCAGCAAGAGUUGCUGCACAAGGAGCAAGAGAAUGAGAGACUCAAAGUGCGUCUGGAGGUGUCCGAGAGGGAGCUGAAGACUCUCCAGGAGUGUCUGUGCAGCGCUCAGAAGCUCAUAGAUCAGCUGCAGAUCUCCUACACGGGCUCUCAGUCCAUUAGCCAGUCAGUGUUCGCCCCAUCGCUGUCUUCCAUGGCUUCGAUGACCUCAGGCCUGGACAGGGACCACCAGAAUUCCCGAAAUGUGAAUGGAGCCGGUGUUGACUUGGGUCUUGGAGGCUCUGUGGAUGAUUCGCUUCAUGGGUUCGAGCCAAGAGAUGACUACAAAAUGUGCCAGCUUUCAAUCCAACCAGAUGGCUCUGUGACUAACCACGCUCUAGACUUUGCAUCCAACACACCUCACAUGUGCUCCGAUUCCAGCAGACAGGAUGAGAGGCAGUCUCAGGGGCCAGGUGGAGCGUCCAGGUUUGAGAUCAAAGAGGAGCAGGGACCAGCCUCGGGCUCUGGUCAGGCCAGCAGGAAGGAGCCUGGGUUGCGUAACGACAACAGAGUCGGGGAUGGCGAGCGGUCGUCCCACAACGUUGGCGACCUUGGCUACGUUCAAGUUGGAGGGGAAGGAGGCUCUCAGCGUUCCUUUACCCAAGCUCUGCGUCCCCAAAGACCUGUGCGAGACUGCGGUGGUGCGCUGCAGCAGGGCGGACUUGACGGACAGAAACAGUUGGGUAGGACUUCUGGAGCCGGGAGAGGAGACAGUGUUUCACCCGGCAGAGCGGAGGACUCGGCAGGACCUUCGGCCCCUGACACAGCAGGGGACCCCUCUGGAGAUCGGCCUCACCACUGCUUGGAGUGUGGGAAGACUUUCCGUCUGAUCUCCAGCCUGAAGAAGCACAUCCGCAUCCACACUGGAGAGAAGCCCUACCCGUGUGGGGUCUGCGGCCGCCGCUUCCGCGAGUCGGGGGCGCUCAAGACCCACCUGCGCAUACACACAGGCGAGAAGCCGUACUCUUGCUCUGAGUGUGGGAACUGCUUCCGCCACUUGGACGGUUUGCGCAAGCACAGGCGCACGCACACGGGGGAGAAACCCUACGUGUGCGCCAUCUGCGGGAAGCGCCUGAGCCGCCUGCAGCACCUCAAACACCACCAGCUCAUCCACACCGGAGAGCGGCCGUGCUGCUGCCCCUUCUGCAACCGCAGUUUCAAGGAGCCCGCAGCGCUGCGGAAACACAUCCGCACGCACCGGGAGGAAGGCGGUCACAUGGGAAUCGGUGCCAGCGAUGACACGGACCCAGACGCCAUGGAUGACAUUAACAAUCUCCAUCCAGCAGCUCCGUCCCCUCAGAUGAGGUUCGGGGAGUGGGGAGCUGAGGAGGACGACAGCUCGGUCGUGGACUGUGUGUAGAGGACGAUUAAAGGAGCGACCGUCUGUGGGCGUUCUGACCGUGGAACUCACUCCAGGUGGAAAACAUGGAAGAAGUUUGUGUGUAGUUAAACACGAUGGCUAAAGUCAUCUCUGUUCCAUGCUGUUAAAAGUGAAGGCUACAUAUAACCUUAGCCUUAGAGCUUCACUUACAUCUGACAUUUUCACAUCUCACACUCUUUAGAUGUAAAAAAAAAAAACCAAACAUUUAAAUUAUAUCCUCUGUACAUUCUUCAACAGGAAGUUGGUUUUUAUUUUCUGGACAUUCCUGCAGCAGCAGCAGCAGCAGACAGGUUGUUCUUUGCACAGAGAGUUGCUGCUUUGCCAACUGUCAGGCAACAAAUUGGUAAACUGAUGGCAGAAGUGGUCAAGAGCUGUUUUCCCCACUUAAGAAAUAUAAGUGCCUUGAACACUCACUCAGCCAUCAACUGAGCCGCUGCUGCUGCUGCUGCUGUUCAAGACGGUUCCCACCUGGAUUUUUAGUUUUGUUUCUUAUAGUUUCACACUUUAGACGGAGGUUGAGUUUGCUGUUGGUUGUCUUCAGUUUCUAAUUGGGCGUGCUUUUGCCAACACACUGAGCUGCUUGAAUAAAUAUAAAUGGAAUGGAUCCAUAGGGCUGGUUCAUGCUUCAUGUGCGUGCAGGAGUAAAGACGAUGUACAUUAUGUAGCAUUAUUAACUAAACCAAGUAUUACAGUAUUUCUGGUUAAUUUUUCUGAUCAUGAUAAGUGAAUAGGAGUGUUGCACUCUGCUGGUGCAGUCGAUUAAAUAGUAUAAAAAAAAAAUGGAUCUUUUUCACUUUAAUGCAUCCUUUAGGAGCAGGACUAUAACAUAUUGACAUUAUGUACCUAAAUCUUGACAAUAUCUGUCUCCUGUUAUGAUAUCAGUCUCCCAGCUCUACCUCGGUAUUCAUCCUAGCUGUGUCGCUGGUCUUAUUUGUUCUGCUAAUCCUGUAUGGAGAUGUGGAGUUGCAGCACUGUUUAGUAUGAUUCACCUUUUUAAUGAUGCAUAAUAGGGCAGUCAUAAAGUAAGUAUCUCUUUACUUAUAGUCUUCUGGUUUCUUCACAUAAACAGUUAUGGUGAGUUAUGGUCUUUUUUCCAGUAACGGUCCUGCUACAAGUGGAUGCAGUAUUAUUAGAAAAUCUGGUGCUCAUAAAGGACCAAAGGACAUUCGCAAAUAUAAUUUUUAAACCGCAGGUGUCACAACUAUUCUCAAGUAAUAAUUAACCGAAGAAAAUACCAUUUAAAAAAACACUAAUUGAGCAAAAAAUCGAAUUCCUAGUCGACAUAACUGGACAGUUGAGUCAUGGAAUUUAAGAGGGUGGCUUUGCCUUGCAGUCUGCCCUAACGAGGUCGUUUGUAAGCUAAAGAGCUAAAUCAUCACUUUGACUAGAUGUACGCUGUCGUGUGUGUCUUCAUGAAGCAUGAAGCAGUUCUGCUCUUCAGUCGACAUUCUGAAGCCCUGCCCUACUGUCUUAUCUCUCUUCAUCUCUCCCUGCAGAGCCCUCAUCAGUUACACAACCGUAAUGUUGUCAGUCGAGCGGAAGUUAUCUGAGCAAAGAGUGUGAUAUCUGAUCAUACAGGAAACACAAACAGUUGGCAUCAGCAUCCCACAUCAACCGCUUACACCCUGUUUUACUGUUUCUCAUCCCUCUCUCUCUCUCAUUCUCUCUCUGAUGGACCAUACCUUAGCAUUCCGUAUUUUGUUCAAGCUGCUACUGUACGUCUAGAAAGCCUUUCCUUUUCUGGACUUGUGUUCUUGUUACCAGCCAGUUACUAGCAAUUACUAGCAGACAGAUUUUGGUGCUUGCAUGUGCAUAUCUGUUCCUCUGCUGGCAACGAUGCCUCCCGGCUGCUUCUGUAAAUAAGAAUGUAGUUUUUAGCCAUUUUAUCCGGUUGAAUGAGGGUUAACAUUCGUGGAAAACUUAAAGUGCAACAAUGACUUUUUUUAAUUCUUUUUUUUUAACGACGUAACGUGCUUUGAAAACGUCAGUAUGCUAACAUUCAGUGUAAAUACAUAUAAUCUUGAUAAAUUUCUUCCUGAUGCUCGGAUGUGACACGACUGAUGCAUCAGGGUUAACUGCAGAGCAUUAAUCUUCUCAGCCAUUUGAGCUAUACUGUAGGUCUCUGGUGUCAUUUACCAUGUAUACUAUGAUGGUCUCCAUGAUUCUAUGUACAUUUAAGUGUAAGUCAUUUUAAAAAGGCACACAAAAUGUUAAAUACCUGUAUACUCAAGAAAAACCAUUUGCCAAGGUAGUCUCCACCCCAGAUAAUCAUAUUUAUUGUUUUUUGUAUUGCAUACAGGGAGGCCUUUGCAUGUAGGUUUAAACUUAAAUGGCAUUCUUCCUUAAAGUCAGUGUUGAACGUGAAAUGAUACUUCUUUUUUUAUGCUUCUGUGUUCAGAAUAUAUUCCCCCACACCACAUUCAUCCUGUUACCUACUGUAAAUGUUACUAUAUUAAAGGGCCUUGUUUAUACUUC
Molecule: messenger RNA, 4600 nt
Organism: Morone saxatilis (striped sea-bass)
Lineage: Eukaryota; Metazoa; Chordata; Actinopteri; Moronidae
Product: zinc finger protein 135
Exons: 2
Coding region: 425-2104 (559 amino acids)
Biological process (GO): regulation of transcription by RNA polymerase II
Molecular function (GO): DNA-binding transcription factor activity; RNA polymerase II cis-regulatory region sequence-specific DNA binding
Source: RefSeq, a predicted model, not a curated record